Molecule: messenger RNA, 2616 nt
Organism: Cajanus cajan (pigeon pea)
Lineage: Eukaryota; Viridiplantae; Streptophyta; Magnoliopsida; Fabales; Fabaceae
Product: putative metal-nicotianamine transporter YSL7
Cellular component (GO): membrane
Molecular function (GO): oligopeptide transmembrane transporter activity
Source: RefSeq, a predicted model, not a curated record
ACUUGUAGCAUACUUCUAACUUGUGGCCCCAACUUGCUAUCACGUUCACAUACUCUCUCUCUCUCUCUCUCUAUUCUCCACUAGUGUUGAUUGAUAUUGAUGCCCAUGAGUUCAUCCAUAAAUACUAGUAAGUGAAACCACCAUGCAGAUUCCAACUCAAUCCUUGGAAUAAAGGUCUAAACACCAACUUUAUCCCAACACAAGACACUCAAUCUAGGAAGCUUCGCCAUCCUUGGAGAUUCCGAACUCACAUCACAUAAUAGCAUCCACAAUUGUGGGAUCUCAACCACUUCACUUCACCAUGGCUCAGAAUGGAAAUGGAGACAAUGAUUUUGAUGAAUCCCCUGACCAUGAACAUAAGCUAGGCCGAAAGGGUAGCAGCACAAAGGUGAAAGAGGAUGAGGUUUCUGUGGAGAGGAUGUUCCAGCACAUGUUAGUGCCUUCAUGGAGGAACCAAUUGACUGUGAGAGCCUUUGUGGUCAGCUUUGUACUCAGCAUAUUGUUCAGUUUCAUUGUGAUGAAGCUCAACCUCACCACUGGAAUUAUCCCUUCACUCAAUGUCUCUGCUGGCCUUCUAGGGUUCUUCUUUGUCAAGACUUGGACCAAGUUCUUGGAGAAAUCUGGCAUGUUGAGGCAACCCUUCACAAGGCAAGAGAACACUGUCAUCCAAACCUGUGUUGUGGCCUCCUCUGGCAUAGCCUUUAGUGGAGGGUUUGGAAGUUACCUCUUUGGAAUGAGUGAAGAAAUAGCCAACCAAUCCACAGACACCAGUGACUUUAAGAACCCAAAAUUAGGGUGGAUAAUAGGUUUUCUCUUUGUUGUUAGUUUUCUUGGCCUCUUCUCAGUUGUACCUCUACGAAAGAUUAUGGUCAUUGAUUUCAAAUUGACAUAUCCAAGUGGUACUGCAACUGCACAUCUCAUCAACAGCUUCCACACUCCUCUAGGAGCCAAACUAGCAAAGAAGCAAGUGAAAACGUUGGGAAAAUUCUUCAGCUUGAGCUUUUUAUGGGGUUUCUUUCAAUGGUUCUAUACAGCUACUGACCAGUGUGGAUUUCAAGCCUUCCCUUCAUUGGGGCUUAAAGCAUAUGAUAACAAGUUUUAUUUUGAUUUUUCUGCCAUCUAUGUUGGAGUGGGAAUGAUUUGCCCAUAUAUCAUAAAUAUAUCAGUUCUUCUUGGAGGAAUUAUUUCUUGGGGAAUAAUGUGGCCUCUCAUAAAAACCAAAGAGGGUCAAUGGUAUGAAAAGGGCCUUGGUGAAGGCAACCUUCACGGUAUCCAAGGUUAUAGGGUAUUUAUAGCCAUUGCCUUGAUCCUGGGUGAUGGUUUGUAUAACUUUGUUAAGGUGCUAACUCAUACCCUUUGGGGGUUGUAUCAUCAAAUCCGAGAAAAACAAAGGGAGAAUGUUCUUCCUGUUGCAGAUCAAGAUUCCCCCACAAAUCCUCAGCUAUCUUAUGAUGACCAGCGCCGCACCCAACUCUUCCUUAAAGAUCAAAUUCCCACAUGGUUUGCAAUUGGAGGUUAUGUUGCUGUUGCUGCCAUCUCUACUGCCACUCUGCCACACAUCUUCCACCAACUAAAAUGGUAUUACAUAAUUGUUAUCUACCUAAUUGCUCCCACCUUGGCAUUUUGCAAUGCUUAUGGUUGCGGGCUAACAGAUUGGUCCCUCGCGUCCACCUAUGGAAAGCUAGCCAUCUUCACAAUUGGAGCCUGGGCCGGUGCAUCACACGGUGGAGUUCUUGCCGGCCUAGCAGCAUGUGGAGUGAUGAUGAACAUUGUUUCCACAGCCUCAGACCUGAUGCAGGAUUUCAAGACAGGCUACCUUACGCUGGCUUCACCACGUGCCAUGUUUGUGAGCCAAAUAAUUGGCACAACAAUGGGUUGUGUAGUUUCUCCUUGUGUGUUUUGGAUUUUCUACAAGGCUUUUCCUGAUCUUGGGAGAAGCACAAGUGAAUAUCCUGCCCCAUAUGCAAUCAUAUACCGUAAUAUGGCUAUAUUGGGGGUGCAAGGUUUUGGCUCUCUACCCAAAAACUGUCUCUUGCUUUGUUACAUAUUCUUCGGUUCUGCAGUCACGAUAAACUUGAUUAAAGAUUUCCUCGGUAAGAGAGGGAGAUUUGUACCGCUUCCAAUGGCCAUGGCGAUACCUUUCUACAUAGGGCCAUACUUUGCCAUUGACAUGUGUGUUGGAAGUUUGAUAUUGUAUGUCUGGGAAAGGAUUAACAAGGAGAAGGCAGAUGCUUUUGCACCAGCUGUGGCUUCUGGUUUGAUUUGUGGGGAUGGAAUAUGGACUCUUCCUGCUUCAAUACUCGCUCUUGCCGGAGUUAAGCCACCAAUUUGUAUGAAGUUUUUGUCAAGAGCGGCAAAUCAGAGGGUUGAUACUUUAUUAGGGAAUUAAGGUCAUAUUUGAAUUGGACAUAGUUGGUUUCGUGUGAAAAGUUACUGCCUGUAAAUCUUUGAAACAUCACUCAAGUUUGUGGUUUUAGACUUUUGCAGCCAUAUAGUUGAACAAAACAAAGAAGGGAAAAUAUUGUGUAUUUUAUAAUUUAUACCAGAUAGAAAGUAUGUUUACAUGUUUAGAUUGCAGUGUUUUUUGUGGGGCUCCUAAAACAUCUUCAUUUGAAA